GAGAAGACAUGAAUAUAAAAUUAAUUCUUCCUCUUUUCCCUUCACCAAGUAAGCAUCUGGGAUCAUUAAUUAAAAAUGAAGGAUAUCUACAAGCACGACGAACUCGAAAUCCCUGAAGGUGUUAAGGUUAACAUCAAGUCUCGUGUCAUCACUGUUGAAGGCCCCCGUGGUACUCUCACCAAGAACUUGCGUCACUUGGCUAUUGAAAUCACCGUUGUUGGCAAGAAGAUCAAGUUUGUUGUUCACCACGGUCUUCGUAAGCACGUUGCCUGUAUCCGUACCGUCCGCUCUUUGGUCAACAACAUGAUCACUGGUGUUACCAAGGGUUUCCAAUACAAGAUGCGUUACGUAUAUGCUCACUUUCCCAUCAACGUUAUCAUUAGCGAUGCUGGAGAUGCUGUCGAAAUCCGUAACUUCUUGGGUCAAAAGGUUGCUUUCCACGUCAAGAUGCGUGAAGGUGUCAAGGUCGAAGCCUCCAAGGCUCAAAAGGAUGAACUUCUCUUGACCGGUAACUCCUUGGAAGCUGUCUCUCAAUCCGCUGCCGAUAUUCAACAAUCUUGUCUCGUCAAGAACAAGGAUAUCCGUAAGUUCUUAGAUGGUAUCUACGUCUCUGAACGCAACGUUUUGGAAGCUUAAGUAUGCUUGUUACAAUAAAUCUAAAUGUUUCUGAAAG
Messenger RNA from Rhizopus microsporus ATCC 52813, 673 nucleotides. Its product is annotated as large subunit ribosomal protein L9e, variant. The transcript has 2 exons. Gene Ontology annotation, cellular component: cytosolic large ribosomal subunit; ribosome. Lineage: Eukaryota; Fungi; Mucoromycota; Mucoromycetes; Mucorales; Rhizopodaceae. The coding region runs from base 76 to 636 and encodes 186 amino acids. Gene Ontology annotation, biological process: cytoplasmic translation. Gene Ontology annotation, molecular function: structural constituent of ribosome; rRNA binding. The record is from RefSeq and is a predicted model, not a curated record.